Messenger RNA from Protopolystoma xenopodis, 876 nucleotides. The record is from the annotation of a GenBank genome assembly. NCBI's taxonomy places the organism in Eukaryota, Metazoa, Platyhelminthes, Monogenea, Polystomatidea, Polystomatidae.
AUGGUGGUUUCUAUGGUGAAUUUGGACUCAAAAACACGUCUCCAAACAGAGGCUGCAUUACCGAACCCCACGACGAGCUUGUUUGACAACGCACAGAAGCGCAUCCAGCAUCUGAUGGAGAAGGACUCAUACCGCAGAUUCCUCCGCUCAGAGCUCUACAUUACUUUGUUAAAACAGGCCAAAACAGCAACCAAAGCCAUUGCAGCCGCAGCUCUUGCAGCCUCCCUUCAGGAUUCACCCGAAGUUCUCAGCAACCUGAAAGCGAAAAACACAGUAUCGUCAACUGUGAGAUUUUCUGAGGCUGCAGGUCCAAUGACAUCCGAUCACGAGGUCUCAACUACGUCGCCCCCCAACAGCAUCGCAGACAACUCUAUUUCAGUCAACAAAGCAUCAGGCACCUUCACUCCAAUGCCCAAUUCGUCAAUUCCGAUGCCCGGCAGUAACUCUGCCCAUUCUGGUGUAGAAGUCCCCCGAGAAGAUGCGCUACUUGCAGCGGUUGCUUCGGCGUCGCUGUCCUCGGGGGUAUCAUCUCGGCUGGGUCAACUGUUACAUUCGAGAUGGGCGUGGUCGCAGCGUCCCAGGUUGCCCAGUCUGACCAGUGGUCCGACCAGCCUGGCAGGAGUUGCCGCGGCAGCGGCUGAUGCUGAAGCAGGCAUGAACUGUGUGCAAGACUUGCAGCUUUUAGGACUAUCCACUUCGCGGCUGAUGCGAACUACACAUGCACAUGUACUAUCCGGUGGCGGUGGCUAUGGCAGCGGAAGUGGAGCUGGAAACUUUAACACUUCCGCUUUGCUGAAGAAGACUAGCGCGGUUUCCUUGGCUUACUCAGCUUCAGGAGAGACGAUUGGCGAAAAUAGGUUCACGACAAGUAGGUAG